AUGUAUCCUCGCUUGCUAUCCGAUUCCGCUGCGUUCCUGCGGGACUCGCUGAACUCGCUGCCCGCCUCCUCCUACGACGCAACGCUGGCGCUCAUGCUGGUGGUGGCCCUCGUCAUGUACGCCGCCUCCGUCGUGCACCGCAACUACUCGUGGGUGGAUCGUUCCUGGUCGAUUAUGCCUGUGGUCUACGCGUGGAUCCACAUCGGCUACACGCUCCGCGCCGGCACCGGCCACGCCGCGCUGAACAGUGCGCCCCUCAUGUACGGUGCCCUCAUCACGCUCUGGGGGGCUCGCCUAACGCUCAAUUUCGCCCGCCGCGGCGGGUACUCGCGCGGCCACCAAGACCACCGCUGGACGUACAUUCGCAGCUGGCGCUGCAUGCGGAACCCGCUUCUCUGGGAGCUCUUCAGCUUCAGCGCCAUCGCCGUCUUCCAAACCGCGCUGCUGUGGGGCAUCACCCUCCCCGUCAUGAACAUUCCCGCCGUCGCCGUUGGCGGCAAAGACGUCCUCGUCGGGGCGGCCAUCCUCGCGCUUAUCUUCUUUGAAACCCUCUGCGACGAGCAGCAGCAACGGUUUCAGCGCGGCAAGCACGCAGCGCAGGCUCGACGUAGAGGAGGCUCGGCCGACGGCCAGCAAAGCCGAACCGCCUCGCCAGGAUUUUGCAUCACUGGCGUAUUUGGCCACAGCCGCCACCUCAACGUGUUCUGCGAGGGCUGCGUGUGGGUGGCCGUUGCGCUGGCGGCUCUCGUGCACGGCGGCUUCGUCUGGUGGCAGUGGGCGGGCUGCGCCACGCUGCAGCUGCUGCUGAGGUACUCCACCGCCCGCGUCACGGAGAGGCUGUCGCGGGAAAAGUACCCGGCGUACGCCCUAUACCAGCAGACCACGCCGAUGCUCGUGCCCGCGGUGCGGUCCACCACCGCCCGCACGCUCUUCCUCCUGCAGCAGCAGCGGCAGCAGCAGCAGUCCCGCAAGUCCACGUAG
Molecule: messenger RNA, 981 nt
Organism: Trypanosoma conorhini
Lineage: Eukaryota; Euglenozoa; Kinetoplastea; Trypanosomatida; Trypanosomatidae
Product: membrane protein containing DUF1295
Exons: 1
Coding region: 1-981 (326 amino acids)
Cellular component (GO): membrane
Source: RefSeq, a predicted model, not a curated record